AUGUCGAGUAUCAUGAUAUUUUUUCUAGCUGUGAUAGCAGUAAUUGGACCACUACAAAUAGUAGAAAGCGCUCCGUCUCAAGUCUUAGACAUAAAUAACAUUUUAGAACUUUUUAAGCAAGAAAAUCUGGCAAAGGCUGCCAAUCGGCUGCAAAAAAAUAAAGCCGCCUCGGAUUCCGAAAGUUUAAUUGACGAUUUAGUUGAUUAUUUGGAUGAUAAGACCGAUAGUGACAAGUUUGAUAAUCGCAACGCAAGACUGACAAAACAAAAAGUAAUUGAUUUAAUAGAAUCAGUGGCUAAUCAGAAGAAAAGUAAAUCUCGGAAUAACAAUAACCGUAUUUAUCGAAAGGAAAAAACCAAUCGUGACCUGAACACUUAUGAAAGUCGUAAUGAUAAUCGAGAAAUACUUCAAAGAAAUCUUCUUCAAAAUCUUGUUAUUGAGCAACUGCUUUCUAGAGGGUUAAAAGAAGACGAAAUCAAAGAAAAGAGUAAAGACUAUUUAUCAAAUGGUAUCAAACCUGAUCGUGUAGCAUUUUCUUCGAAAGCGGAUAAAUUUAAAAGAAGAGAUAAAAAUAAGAGACCCACUCGUUUAGAAGAUUAUUCAAAAGUUGUUGUAGUUUUGAAUCCGCAAGCAGUUCGAAAGAACGGGAAUAAAAAGUCGUUAAAUGAUCUAAUUUCGAAGAUACUAUCCGUAUCAUCGCCAUCAUCAAAAAACAACCAUCAAGCUGAAAAUCACAUACAAAGAAGAAACAGGCAAUCUAAAGAAAGACUGCAUGCUCGAAGGGAUUCUGCGGGUGAUGAGUAUAAUCAGAAAAGGUCAAACCGAAAUAGCGGACGAACAGCGAUACCUUACAUUAGACAUAGAGGAGACAUAUACGAGAAAGAAGAAUAA
This is a messenger RNA of Spodoptera littoralis (African cotton leafworm), 891 nucleotides long. The record is from the annotation of a GenBank genome assembly. Lineage: Eukaryota; Metazoa; Arthropoda; Insecta; Lepidoptera; Noctuidae.